Messenger RNA from Mangifera indica (mango), 1227 nucleotides. RefSeq names its product putative uridine kinase C227.14. The coding region runs from base 80 to 1015 and encodes 311 amino acids. The transcript has 12 exons. Gene Ontology annotation, cellular component: cytoplasm. Gene Ontology annotation, molecular function: ATP binding; kinase activity. The record is from RefSeq and is a predicted model, not a curated record. NCBI's taxonomy places the organism in Eukaryota, Viridiplantae, Streptophyta, Magnoliopsida, Sapindales, Anacardiaceae.
UUUAACCGAGAUUUGUCGCUGAUGUAUUACUUUUAGUUCAGCAUUUUCUCUUUGCCUCUAAAUCGACACUUCUUUUCCGAUGGAGGUCUCUUCGCUUUCCACCAACCACCCAACAACUUAUCUGUGCUCAUCUUCAACAGAGUUAUCACUUCAAAAAAGAAUUCACUUUCUUUCAUGGAAUCGUGUUUCGCUGCCCAUUUUACAGAGCAGAACUGCACAACCUCUGUUAAGUGAUACGGGACGUUCGGUUCAUAAAAGAAACUAUCUCAAGGUUUUGUGUAGUCAACAGAGAGAAAUUCCUAUUUUAGAGGCUAGGUGUAUGGAUGAGAUUUAUGAUGCUUUGGCUGAGCGCCUUAUUCCCACAUCAUUGAUUGCAUCAAAUCCCAGUGCGAAGUGUAUGGUGGGUUUAGCUGGCCCUCCUGGUGCUGGAAAGACCACUCUAGCAUCUGAAGUAGUGCGACGUAUAAACAAGAUAUGGCCUCAAAAAGCUUCUUCAUUUGAUUCUCAGGUUAAGCCUCCUAAUGUUGCUAUAGUUCUUCCUAUGGAUGGGUUCCAUCUAUAUCGUUCUCAGCUGGAUGCAAUGGAGAAUCCAAAGGAGGCUCAUGCAAGAAGAGGAGCUCCAUGGACAUUUGAUCCAUUGCGACUGCUUAAUUGUCUGAAGAAUCUGAAAAAUCAGGGAUCAGUUUAUGUGCCAUCAUUUGACCAUGGUGUUGGAGAUCCAGUUGAAGAUGAUAUCUUUGUGAGCCUCCAGCAUAAAGUGGUUAUAGUAGAAGGAAAUUAUCUGUUUUUAGAUGAAGGAUGUUGGAAGGAUGUGUCAUCUAUGUUUGAUGAGAAAUGGUUCAUUGAUGUUGAUCUGGACAUGGCUAUGCAAAGGGUUUUAAAGAGACAUAUUUCAACAGGGAAGCCCCUGGAUGUCGCUAAAUGGCGGAUAGAGUAUAAUGAUCGACACAAUGCAGAGCUUAUUAUGAAGUCAAAGAAAAAUGCAGAUUUGGUAAUAAAGUCUAUUGAAUUAUGAAGAUGAAAUCACCAGUUGCACUAGAGCAAAAGAUCAUAUGAAUCUGUUUGGCUUAAAGUUUCUGCAAAACUGAGGCAUAAAGUAUCAGCUGUCGCUUUUAUUAUAUUGUCAAGUUUUAAUUUUGUAUAAUGAAUGAAUAUAUAUGUCUCAAGAGAUAACUUGAAGACAUAGAACCCGAGGAAAAGGGUUUGAAUUUGAGACUUAUUGGGUCA